This is a messenger RNA of Lasiosphaeria miniovina, 558 nucleotides long. Its product is annotated as cwf21 domain-containing protein. The transcript has 2 exons. Bases 1 to 558 code for a protein of 185 amino acids. NCBI's taxonomy places the organism in Eukaryota, Fungi, Ascomycota, Sordariomycetes, Sordariales, Lasiosphaeriaceae. The record is from RefSeq and is a predicted model, not a curated record. Gene Ontology annotation, cellular component: nucleus.
AUGGACAACGUCGGGCUCUCGACGCCGCGCGGUAGCGGCACGUCGGGGUACGUGCAGCGCAACCUGGCGCACACGCGACCGCGCGACAAGGCGGCGCCCUACCAGCCCCGCGAGAGCGACAACCUGCGCCACAAGCAGCGCCUGCCCGACAAGGGCCUGCUCGAGCACGAGCGCAAGCGCGAGGUCGAGGUCAAAGUCUUUGAGUUGCGCGACCAGCUCGAGGAGAAGGGCGUCGGCGAGGACGAGAUCGACGCCAAGUGCGACGCGUUGCGCAAGCAGCUCCUGGCUGACAUGGACAGCAAGCGUAACGUGCCCGGGCCGACGCGGCUGAGAAUGCACCAGGUCCACGAGCUCGCCGACGCCAAGAUCAAGGAGAGCGAGCGCCUGCGCCAAGCCCUCAAGAUCAGCAAGGACUACGAGGAGGGCAGCCACUGGAGGAAACAGGAGGAGCGCCAGAAGCAGGCCCUCGGGCGCGAGGCUGAGUCGAACCGCAGGAGGGAUGAUGUCGACGGAGGAGACGACGCCGACGCCGACGCCGACGACGACCGCCGGCGAUGA